AUGUCUGAAGUCAAAAGAACCAUCCGAAUCACCACGGAGCAACACGUCAUGAAAGACGUUCCGCCGGUGGAAAACUUCCCCAUGCGUGAGUGGUCUGUCCAGGUGACUAUGCUAGACCAAGCUGGGAACGAAAUUGCCGCCAAUAUUCUCGAUCGUGUAACCUACUCGCUCCAUCCCACUUUUGCCAAUCCCAUUCGUACGUUAAAACUGCCACCAUUUUUGGUCAAGGAGCAAGGAUGGGGAGAGUUCGAUAUCCCUAUUACCGUCCAUCUUGUUGGAGUGGCGGGAAAACAAGGAGAACGCAAGUUUUCUCACGAUCUCAAUUUUCUCCAAGAAAAGUAUAUUGUAGACCACAGUAUUUCUGUGCCCACCACCAAGUCGCCCACGCUCAAUAAGCUCUUGUUGGAAAGCGGGCCGGUUCCCAACGCAGACAACAUCGAACUGAGCAAAAGACGCAAUGACGGCGAUAUGGGAAGCAAGGUGAAAAAAGCGAAAACCGGCACUGGAGCCGUCAAAGGUUCGGUAGAUUUGGAGAAACUUGCCAAUGGGCUCACCAAGCUCGGCGAGGACGACUUGAUUGUGAUUGUGCAGAUGGUUACCGACAACAGAACCAAUGACAUGAACAUCAAGAACGACGUGGAUAACGGCGAGUUCACUAUGGAUUUGUAUACGUUGCCGGAGCUGUUGUUGAAGAGUAUGUGGGAAAAGGUGCGGCGGUAUGUGGAGUAG
Molecule: messenger RNA, 729 nt
Organism: Meyerozyma guilliermondii ATCC 6260
Lineage: Eukaryota; Fungi; Ascomycota; Pichiomycetes; Serinales; Debaryomycetaceae
Gene: TAF14
Product: TATA-binding protein-associated factor
Exons: 1
Coding region: 1-729 (242 amino acids)
Biological process (GO): regulation of transcription by RNA polymerase II; chromatin remodeling
Cellular component (GO): Swr1 complex; NuA4 histone acetyltransferase complex
Molecular function (GO): histone binding
Source: RefSeq, a predicted model, not a curated record